AUGUCUAUUCCACAGAUCAACUGCAGUGGUACACCCUACGAGAUCGGACACCAACAUGGGGCUCAAGCGGCCGAGUUAGUCCACGGGAGCAUCCAGUUCUACGCAGAAAUGUUCGAUUUGUACACGGGCAAGACUUGGGCUGAGAUCCGACUCAUCGCAGUGCGUUUCGGCGAUAACAUACAAGUCAAAUGGCCCCGGUACUUUGAGGAGAUGCAAGGCAUCGCAGAUGGGGCACAAUGUCAUCUAGCCGACAUACUGGCGUUGAAUACAAGGACUGAGGUUGUGUUUGGUCUGAUGGUUCCCGAGAGAGUGGUCAGUGAUGGCUGUACAAGCUUGUACUGGGCCAGGGAUCAGGACAAGAAAAUGGGCCAGAAUUGGGAUUGGAUGGAAGAGCAAGGGUGUAAUAUUGUCUUGUUGACGAUUCAUCAAACUGGCAUGCCCGUCAUCAAAAUGGUGACGGAGGCUGGCAUCAUUGGAAAGAUUGGGAUGAAUUCGGCAGGCGUCGGAGUUUGCCUGAACGCUGUGAGAUGUAGCGGACAUGACAUUGCAAAGAUACCGAUCCAUCUUGCACUCAGGCUGAGCUUGGAAAGCGAGACGCUGUCGCAGGCCGUGGAUAAUGUGGAGGCCAUUGGCGCAGCCGGUUCGGCUUUCUUGCUCCUUGCCCAGGGUGAUCAGUCCAUGGGGCUCGAGAUGACGAGCACGACGACCAAACGCAUCGGCAGAGACUCGUACGGGCGCAUAAUGCACACGAACCACUUGUUACAGAAGCACGAUCAGGUCGUGGAGUGGCCAGAGGAAGACUCCUUCAGCCGCUAUGAGCGCAUCACCCAAUUGACCGAGGAAUACCACGGCGCCCACUUGACGGGACUUCAAGAGGAAGGCUUUCUCGGUUUCUUCGAUGACCACGAAGGGACCCCGUUUGCAAUCUGCAGACGACAAGAAGGGGACUGUAAAGAUGCAACCCUGUUCAACAUAACCAUGGAUCUGGACAAGAAAACAGCGGUUGUGAGAAGGGGAAAGGUAUGUCAUGUGCAAGAAGAGAUUCGUCUAGACUUUUCGUAG
Molecule: messenger RNA, 1062 nt
Organism: Pestalotiopsis fici W106-1
Lineage: Eukaryota; Fungi; Ascomycota; Sordariomycetes; Amphisphaeriales; Sporocadaceae
Exons: 1
Coding region: 1-1062 (353 amino acids)
Source: RefSeq, a predicted model, not a curated record